Messenger RNA from Klebsormidium nitens, 3146 nucleotides. Lineage: Eukaryota; Viridiplantae; Streptophyta; Klebsormidiophyceae; Klebsormidiales; Klebsormidiaceae. The record is from the annotation of a GenBank genome assembly.
CCUUGACCCCGCUCUGACAGAUAAACAGAGGCUGGGGGAUAUGACCAGUCGCUGCUUCCUCCUUCGCCUUCCUUGGCCGAAAUGUGUGCGGCCAGCUGCGUGUCACCUUAAAGCCUCGAUCUAGCUAGUGACAAAAAAAUCUGCAACGCUCUUCAGUGUCGCUAUGCGGAGUGCUAUGCGGAGUGCGUACGUAAGGAUGAUAUGGUCCGCUCAAAGGCCGGGUAAAAGAGGACAGCAGAUGCUGGGUCGACCUGCUGUUUGUCCGGUCUGCAGAGCGUGUGGGAGAGCUGACCAGUGAUAGAGUUAGUCAACUUUCAGCUUAAUCGCUGGGUAUCUUGUUAGCUGAUGCGGCCACAAAGGGGAGAGUUUUUGAGCUGACCAUGAACCAGGGAGAUUAGCUAGUACCGAUUCGUAAGCACAGCUGGAGUGCAAUAUACCUAACGAUCUUCGGGAUACCCUGUGCGCGACCGUAGAAGAAAAACAAUUUGCUUGUCUUCAGGGGCAGCCCUCGGACGAGUUUGCGGACGCGUCUGUCAAAGCUUCUGCCAGCUCAGUGGGGUAGGGGGUGGUGUUACUGUGACUGACGUGCAUCUGCUUCAUUGGGGGCAAGAAAAGGUUCUUGUAGGACUGACCAGCUUGUUGAAGUUGGCAGCAAUAGCUGUGGGAACAGAAGCGGGGUAAGCAGAACCGAUGAUGUCAUAAGUUGCACUCAGCUUGGGUACCCGCAAGGAGCGGCGCGAUGAAGCUCUGCAGUGCGCCGGCCCUGCUGCAGGCCCUGGUGUUCGCUGCUCUUUGCUGGACGGCUGCCGCAGGCCCCCGGGGUAUUUCGGAGCCAAAUACUGUCGUCGGUCCCGGGAGCAGCGACUUGCCCGUCGCAAGGCUGCGGCCUUUUGCUGCUCUGACUGGGCCUCCGACUCCAAAGGGUAUCACAUACCAUGGUGGUCCUAUUCUGAGCAAACCACUUACUGUCUAUUUCAUCUGGUAUGGGGCGGCGUUCACUGCAGCCCAGAAAAAUAUCUUCAAGGGGCUCGUCAGUUCUUUCUCGCCGAGCUCGAACACAGGCAACACUGCUCAAUUGUGGUGGGCGAGCGUCAAUGCUUACUACGACGGCAACCAGAACCACGUCUCCCCGACUGUGGCUCUGGGAGCCGAUUACGAAGACUCUCCGGGGUCUCAGAACUCGAGCCUGGUCAUCACUCCGACCAGCAACGCGAUGUUCGAUGUCGUCACCCACGCGAUCACCGCGGGAGGGCUCCCAGUUGAUCCCAAUGGAGUGUACAUGGUCAUGGGGAAUCAAGGCACCUCGGUGGUAGGCUACGGAACCUGUGGGACGGAGUCAGAGUGCUCCAGCAACUCUUACGGAGUGACAUUCUGCGGGUGGCAUUCUUUUGAGAAAUAUAACGGGCAGACCCUUCACUACGGCUUUGUGGGCGUCGGCGCUCCGGCUUGCCGGCCGCGGGGGAAUAUGAACGGGUCUCCCAACGGCGAUCCUCCCAUCGACGCGGCCGCCAACAUUUUCGCCCACGAGUUGGCAGAGUCCGCCACCGACCCGCAAUACGACGCCUGGUGGGACGACGCUACUCAGCGCGAGGCGGCGGACCGGUGCAACUUCCUGUUCGGCACCACGACGCCAUCUGCCAGUGGGGGCGGCAAUUACAAUCUGGUAGGGAACGGCGGCAAGCAGUACCUCAUACAGCAGUUUUGGGACUUCACUGCCGGUGCCUGCGUCACAACUUCGGCGUCCAACGUCGGCGGCACGGUGGGCGGGGACCCCCACUUCGCGGCGGGUUACCUUAACUACACGACGGAGAGCGGGGAACCGGAGGCCGCGGCGAUCGACUUCGACUUCCAGGGCCUGCCGGACCGCACCUUCUGCAUCUCGUCCGACCUGCACAUCGCGUUGAACGCGCGCUUCGUGGGCGGGGCGCCCGACGAGCGCGGCGUCGCGGGCACGUGGAUGGACGCAAUCGCCAUAGUCUGGGCGUCCGAAACGGGCGUCCGCCGGACGCUGACGGUGUCCAUCGACCAGUCCAAGGACUUUUUGGACGGGGACUGCUACGAGAUCGAGUAUGAUGGGAAGAGUGUGCAGCUGUCGCCGUCGAACGAGACGGACGUGCGAUGGACGAGCCCCGACGGGCAGCUCCACCUGGCGCGGCCCCCCGGCCACGUGGGCCUUCCCACGUGGGGCAACAUCUCAAUCAUUGUCGACGGCAAUCUGAACCUCGAAUUGACUACAGAGGAGGAGAAGCGGAUCAACCUGGAGCCGCUCGGGAAGUUCAUCAACAUGGAGGUCAAGGGGCUGACUGCGACGCGCCACGUGCACGGGGUGCUGGGCCAGAUGUUUGCCCCGGGCGGGGUCCAGCGGCGGCUGGGCAUGGCUGUCUCGGACGAGAACAACCGGGAGUUUGUCGAUGGUAUUGUCGAGGAUUAUAUCACGCCCAGCCUGACGGACCCGGACUGCUACUACAGCGAGUUUCUGGAAUACGCGCGCGAGGAGCACAAUAAGAACCCGUCCAGACGAAAGCUGUUGUCUCUAGCGCACGGGGAGCGGAUUCACACCGCCCGCUUGAGUUACACGCACCGGUCGAACGGGGGAGCUAGGACGCGACGAGUACUGUGGCGGUAGCCAUAGCGUAUGGAAUCUGUGACGUCAGUCAAGGUCUUCGAACCCACAGGCGGAGCUUCGCUUGUGGGUAAUUGUAUAUUCGUGAUAUCAGCUUAGGACAAAGAUGGAUAUUGAAAGUUCGCAAAUGCAAGUUGCGUUUACUGCGGCGCUGCUACAGUGUGCGACUCCUUGCUUGACAGACUAUAGUUUCGAGUAUUUAUACGUUUCAAGACGAACAGGACUCAGCAUGUGUAAGGAAGGAAGCAAUUCUGGAAUACGGUAGUAACCAACAGCUAUUUGAGUUACGCUUCAAGUUCUUGGUACAGACACUAAAGACCUGCAGAUAUGAACCCAUGGGGUCGAAGCUGCAUGUGUUUCACAAUUCAAUGCUUAAGCUAGGGUCAUUGCCGGUUUUUUGUUGGGCAAGCAGGUGCAAAGCUCCCAAGUCGAGGAGCUCAAUACGUCAAAGAAGAAAACGAAGAAAACAUAUGGUUUCCGAUUGAAAUUGUUGCUCAAGGCAGUCAACUUCGAACACGCGCAU